This is a messenger RNA of Leptosomus discolor (cuckoo roller), 882 nucleotides long. The record is from RefSeq and is a predicted model, not a curated record. Lineage: Eukaryota; Metazoa; Chordata; Aves; Leptosomiformes; Leptosomidae.
AUGGAGCAGGGAUGGUGCAGGAACGGGCAGGGCCAGGUGGCUCAGGAGGGAACAGCCCCGGGUGGCCAGCCCUGGGGACACUCCCUCCUGUCCCCCCGCUGACAGGACGUGGAUGCCGCUGCCUUGGCUCGCCUGGACCUGGAGCGGCGAGUGGGGACCCUGCAGGAUGAGAUUGCCUUCCUCCGCAAGGUCCACGAGGAGGAGCUGCGGGAGCUGCAGGAGCAGCUGGCCCGGCAGCGGGUGCACAUCGAGGUGGACGCGAGCAAGCCGGACCUGACGGCCGCCCUGCGUGACAUCCGCAGCCAGUACGAGGCCAUGGCCGCCAGCAACGUCCAGGAGACUGAGGAGUGGUACAAGUCCAAGUUUGCAGACCUGACGGACGCAGCCGCCCGGCACGCAGAGGCCCUGCGAGCAGCCAAGCAGGAGGCCAACGAGUACCGGCGCCAGCUCCAGGCCCUCACCUGCGACCUGGAGGCUCUGCGGGGCUCGAACGAGUCCCUGGAGAGGCAGCUGCGGGAGCUGGAGGAGCGCUACGCCCUGGAGACAGCUGGCUACCAGGACAUGGUGGUGCGGCUGGAGGAGGACAUCCGCAGCCUCAAGGAGGAGAUGGCCCGGCACCUGCAGGAGUACCAGGAUCUGCUCAACGUCAAGCUGGCCCUCGACAUCGAGAUCGCCACAUACCGCAAGCUGCUGGAGGGCGAGGAGAGCAGGAUCACCAUCCCCGUGCAGAACUUCUCCAACCUGCAGAUCCGAGAGACCAGUCUGGACACUAAAUCCGUGUCAGAAGCCCAUCUGAAGAGGAGCAUCGUGGUCAAAACUGUGGAGACCAGAGAUGGAGAGGUGAUCAAGGAGUCCAAGCAGGAGCACAAGGAGGUGGCGUAG